CACUCCAGUCAGUAGGUGGCGGUAGUGCACCGUCACGUCGCCCGCGAAACGUCGGUUACACAAUCAAAGAAAAAAGUGUCCUGAAUGAGAAGACAGUGCACAUCGACUGAGCGUGUGAGUGCAGAGCAGGAGUCAGAAACUCUCAUCGUUACAGGGUAAAGAUGCAGACACCAGCGGAAUCGAUCCUCCACAGCGGCUAUUUCCACCCGACACUGCGAUACUGGCAGACCUGCGUCACAGAUUUAAGACCUGACAAUCUCAUCUACCCCAUCUUUAUCACCGACAGUGCAGAUGCAGUGGAGCCCAUCGGCAGCCUGCCAGGACAGGCCAGAUACGGAGUGAACAAGCUGGAGGGCAUGUUGCGGCCGCUUGUGGAGAACGGCUUGAAGUGUGUGCUGAUUUUUGGUGUCCCUGCAAAAAUAGAAAAGGAUGACAGAGGCUCAGGUGCCGACACAGACGACACGCCGGCUGUACUGGCAGUGAAGAAGAUCAGGUCUUUGUUCCCGGAGCUGCUGGUGGCGUGUGACGUCUGCCUGUGUCCCUACACAUCACACGGACACUGUGGUAUCCUGAACGAUGACGGUACUCUGAACAAUGACGCCAGCUGCCUGCGCUUGGCAGAAGUGGCGCUGGCCUACGCUCGAGCUGGUUGUCACAUCAUCGCUCCGUCAGACAUGAUGGAUGGAAGAGUCAGAGCCAUAAAACAAGCCCUGAUAUCCAAUGGUUUGGGAAACAAGGCUUCGGUGCUGAGCUACAGUGCAAAGUUUGCCUCAUGUUAUUACGGUCCUUUCAGAGAUGCUGCACAGUCCAAACCUGCGUUUGGUGACAGACGCUGCUAUCAGCUGCCUCCUGGAGCCAGAGGACUCGCCCUUCGAGCUGUGGAGCGAGACGUGAAAGAAGGAGCUGACAUGCUGAUGGUGAAACCCGGUCUGCCGUAUCUGGACAUCGUGAGAGAGGUCAAGGACAAGUUCCCCACUCACCCCCUGGCAGUGUACAACGUGUCAGGGGAGUUUGCCAUGAUGUGGCACGGAGCGCAGGCCGGAGCGUUCGACCUGCGGGCCGCAGUGAUGGAGGCCAUGACCGCCUUUCGCAGGGCAGGUGCUGACAUCAUCAUCACCUAUUACACGCCACAGCUGCUCAGCUGGCUGAAGGAGUAAAGAACCGAGAUCUGAGGCCAAAGGACGGGCGGACAUAGCGACGGACCUAGAGACAGAUCAACAGGCAGACUCCUUUUUAAAAGUAUAAAGCUGCUGUUGACUCAGUCACACUAACAAAGAGCACUAAGGGAAAUAAAAUGUAUGAAAGUAAGCAACCUGUUUACUUUUAGGCUUUCAUUUUGCCUUUUCUGUUCAGUUUUGAGAUAAUAAUUCAAAUAGUAUGACACAUGUUUAUCUGUGUGUCAGGUUGAUUUGCAGCAGUGAUCAGUUUUAAAGACAACACGCUCUUACUGGGAGGAAAUAAAAUAAUUGUGUGUGUGUGUGUGUGUGUGUGUGUGUGUGUGGAGUUGAUGCAUGUUGAGUAAUGAGUCCCACGGACUUCUUUACCUGUGCGUAGAAAUCACAGUUCUGUAUUAAAAACCUUUUUAGCAUCACCUGUCUGUUAUGCAACAUCACAGAACAGCAGUUUAAACAACCUGAAUCAUUUUGUGGGAGUUCAGUGGAUCUUGAUACUCCUCUUAUUCAUAAAAUACGUAAGUCAAUCUUAAAAUCUUUGCUGAUCUGCACGUCUAUAGCUGAUUAUAUUAAACUGAGACCAUAAAGUGAAAUGGAAAUGGAAUGUCCCAUUAGAUUCUGCUCUUGUUUUCUUUACCUCGGUGUGCAGCUUGGGUGAUGCUCUCUCUUUGCACACUCUGCACCUUCAGCAACAAGUGUUCUUCAGGGAGUCAAACUGACCUCAAACAGCUCUUUGUUACAUCAGUAAUACUUAUAUCUUCUAGUUGGGCCAGGAUUUGUUUUCCUAGAGGGUCAUACAGACAUAUAAAGACUCCAGCAGGUGGCGUAGUUUGGCCGUCAAAACUCGUCAAAGCUGAAUUAAUGAGCAACAGAGUGAACUGUGUUGAUCUUUAAUCCAGCUUUGAGAAUGUAAGUAGUGCUAUUAAUGAUAUAUUGUAACUAAGUACAUUAAAUUAAAUUGUAGCAGGUCAAUAUUUGUGUUCUUAAAGUAAAUUAAAUGGUCGCAUUUUGGUCAUGCGCGCGCUACCAAUCUAAUUUGUCUGAUCAUAACUAAAAGUGAUACUCCCUCUGCCAUUCUUCUGUCAAGAGGAUUUAAAAAUGUAUUUCUUUUCGCUCAGUUUUCCUUCCAGUGUAUAAUCUGACAUCUUCUUCAAGUAAUCCACACAGUGUCAUGGAUGCCAAACAAAACAAAAACAGCUUUAAUGGUAUCCUCAAGUUUCUCAGUGAUGUUCUCUCAUUCACACAUGGUUAUAAUGCUUUGAUUAAUAAUUGAUAAAAUUGGUGAAAUUGUGAGCAUGACUUUGCAAUGUCAACUUUGCUGCAACAUUAAAUUACAUCAUCCAUCAA
Dicentrarchus labrax (European seabass) is the source of this 2519-nucleotide messenger RNA. It is a transcript of the gene alad, whose product is annotated as aminolevulinate dehydratase. Gene Ontology annotation, molecular function: zinc ion binding; porphobilinogen synthase activity. Gene Ontology annotation, biological process: heme biosynthetic process. The transcript is spliced from 12 exons. The record is from RefSeq and is a predicted model, not a curated record. The coding region runs from base 162 to 1157 and encodes 331 amino acids. NCBI's taxonomy places the organism in Eukaryota, Metazoa, Chordata, Actinopteri, Moronidae. Gene Ontology annotation, cellular component: cytosol.